AUGCCGAAGGGAGAGCACAAGCCGAGUAUCCUGUUAUCCCGGGAUGAGAAUGAACAGGUGUUUAGCCUCAUUGGACCAAAAUGCGAGAGUUUAGCGACAGCUGUUGUGCAACUCUUCACAACAGAAGGUCCAGCCCAUUCAGAAUGGAAAAAGAAAGAUACUGGGGUCCUUUGCCUCAUCAAAGACAACAGCAGACGGUCAUACUUCUUCCGUAUAUAUUGCCUAUAUAGGAAGACUAUGAUUUGGGAACAUGAGGUGUACCUUCAGAUUGAGUACAAGAGCCCAAGACCUUAUCUGCACACAUUUGAAGCUGAGGACUACAUGACGGCCUUCAACUUCGCGAACGAGGAUGAGGCACGAGCGCUCAAGAACACGCUAAUUGAAAAGAUCGAGUUGCGGAAGCAGAGGAGGGAAGAGAGGCGGCUGAGGUCGAUGCACGGCGCGAGGCCCAAUAGCUCCGGCUCCCAGAGGUCGGUGAGGCAAAACGGUGUCGCGCCAGUCGCGCCGGUGCCCUCCCAGUCGCCGGUGCCAGCGCCCCAGCCCGUGAAGGCAGCCAACGUACCGGGCGGCGGUUACACAUUGAAAGGCAAAAAGCCUAAAACGCGUAAGCUGACGAAGGCGGACAUCGGUUUCCCCGAGAACUUCAAGCACAUAUCACACGUCGGCUGGGAUGCUAACAAAGGGUUCGACGUGGACCUCCCCGCCGAGGAGAUGCGCUCGUUCCUCUCGAAGGCGGGCAUCUCGGAGACUCAGCUCCAGGACCGGGACACGCGCCAGUUCAUCUACGACUUCAUCAACAGGAACGGCGGAAUCGACGCCGUGAAAGACGACCUCCAAGAGACCCCUCGCCCGCCCAAGAGCUCCUCGCGGUCCGUCGCCCCGCAGUCCGCGCCCCCCGCGCCCCCCGCCCCGCCGGCGCCGCCCGCACCGGCCGUGCCCUCGCGCACCCCCGCACACGCGCACCCACCCGCCCCUCCAUCCCGAGCGCCCCCGCCCCCGCCAGCGCGAGCCGUGCCCCCGCCCCCGCCCCCGCCGCCCUCUUUGGCGCCGAGGAAUCCGCCCCCGCGUCCGCCGCAACCGCUGCCCGGCGCCUCUGGGGGCCCUCCGUGCGCGCCUCCCCCUCCGCCGCCGGGGGUGCCUCCCCCCCCUCCGCCGCCGCCUCCCCCGGUGCCGGCGCCCCCCGCCCCGCCGGCGCCCCCCGCGGAGCCCCCCGCGCAGGAUGCGCGCGCCGCCCUCAUGGAGAGCAUACGCAGCGGCAAGAACCUCAAGCACGUGGAGGUGGGAUCGAAGUCGUCGCUGAACGAAGACAACAGGAGCAAUUUGCUCAGCGAGAUCAGACAAGGCGUCGAGCUGAAAUCGGUGUCGCGCUCGACGAGCAGCUCGGGCGAGCGGUCGAGGGCGGAGGCGCCGGCGUGCGGGCUGGCGGGCGCCCUAGCGCGCGCUCUGCAGGAGCGCAACCGCGCCAUCCACUCCUCCGACUCGGAGGACAGCGACGCCGACAGCGACGGCGAGUGGGACGAG
This is a messenger RNA of Iphiclides podalirius (scarce swallowtail), 1521 nucleotides long. NCBI's taxonomy places the organism in Eukaryota, Metazoa, Arthropoda, Insecta, Lepidoptera, Papilionidae. The record is from the annotation of a GenBank genome assembly.